GUAUCGCAACAGCGUCUGCCAAUGUGAGACGGAAGCCCAACUGUUUUAAUCUUCUACAUCAGAUGGCAUUGUUGAAGAGGAUGAAAUCAGAUGAAUCUGAAGCAAUGUGGGAGAAGGCCUCCCAGCUGGCAGACGCUUACAAGGUGGGAAGGAGUGAAAGCGCUGCCGCACUAGCCCUGCUGAACUGUGUGGACCCGCCAGUAGUGGCGGAGUUGAGUGCCAUU
Messenger RNA from Durusdinium trenchii, 224 nucleotides. The record is from the annotation of a GenBank genome assembly. Lineage: Eukaryota; Dinophyceae; Suessiales; Symbiodiniaceae.